Messenger RNA from Meira miltonrushii, 1392 nucleotides. RefSeq lists its product as uncharacterized. The transcript has a single exon. The record is from RefSeq and is a predicted model, not a curated record. Gene Ontology annotation, biological process: macroautophagy. Lineage: Eukaryota; Fungi; Basidiomycota; Exobasidiomycetes; Exobasidiales; Brachybasidiaceae. The coding region runs from base 1 to 1392 and encodes 463 amino acids. Gene Ontology annotation, cellular component: fungal-type vacuole membrane.
AUGGGGAAUAGUACAUUGCUAUUCCUCUUCCUAUACAUAACAAUCAUUCAAGUUGCCUCGUCGCAAGAAGUGGAACGUAGGAAGACGUUUUCGUAUCAAAGAAGGCAGAACUCACCGACAGUCACUAAUGAUCAGUUGACGAAUGCUCUGAAAGGUGCAAAUCUCACAAAGCUGGCCGCUCUGUUUGAGCAAAAUCCAACUGUAGUUCAACAAAUCAAUGCUACACCCGGUAGUAAGACUUUAUUGGCUCCGAUCGAUUCUGCUUUACCUUUUCAAUCUUGGGCAAACGUUCCGGAAGCAUUGCUUUAUCACGUUUUGAACGGAAGUGUACCUGUCGAUAGACUAGAACGUCUUCCUAUGCAUACCGUUUUGCACUCAGCUUUGACUUUGCAAGAUGUUGCAAACCUUCCGGGAGGCAAUGGACAGGCAGUAGCAAUGAGCACAGGCACACAAGGCUAUCCGGAAUUGAGCGAUUAUAGCCCUGUGGUAAACGAAGCUCAAAAUACAGAUUCAUUCUUGGAAACGAACGGCAAAGAGGAAAGCUUCACUGCGGGUUCCCUUACCAUCUUACCGAUCAAUCAUUAUUUGACCGUACCUGGCAAUCUCAGCUUCACAGUUGGGAAAAUUGUAAACAGUGAAAGAUUUGCUACACUGCUUUCUUCCUUGCCGAACAACGUCAAUGAUGCUCGUGGUUUGACUGUCUUUGUUCCGAGCGCAGAUGCUAUUCAGAGCUUUCUAUCACAGCAUUCUGGACUUUCGCAACAAACUUUGCAGGCCAUUGCUCAGAAUCAUGUAAUCAUCAAUCGUGCUGCUUAUUCACCUCUUCUUAUAUCUCAAGGCAGCUUGAUCACCGCUGGCGGACAAGAUUUGCACGUUCAACAAAGGAAUGGUACAAACGAAACGUAUACUUUGCAUGUCAGUGUCGGGAAUGCGACUGCACAGAUCACACAAACAGACGUCAUGUACAAGAAUGGAGUCGCCCAUGUGAUCGAUUCAGUCUUGUUUGACACAACGGUAGACUACAGCAGGGCAAAUCAAGCAGCCGAAUCUGCCAAAGCAAGCGCCAAUUCUUACAUCUCAGGACCAAUCUCUGAUCAAAAUGCUGCUUCAAGUCAAGGAACAGAUGUUCCGCCUUCACCACCUGGAUCGAGUUUGCCAUUAGCUUCCAAUUCUACCGUCACAAAUACAUAUGAUGCAACAUCUGGUGGAACGAAUCCGGGAGCAAUUGCAGGUGCUAUCGGUGUUGGAAGUAUGGCUUCUGUAACCUCUUCUGCGCCUUCCCCUUCAGGCUCGACUAUUUCAAAACACAAUUCUGCUGCUUCUUCCGUACCGAUGCCACAAAUAUGGACAAUCCUUCUCACAAUAGCGAUGGCUGCUUCUCUGUAUGCCUAA